GUUUUAGGUGCAUUUGACAUGUUUUGACGUAUGGUACUCAAACAUGAAAGUAACAAGAUGGAUUACUACCAGAUGUGAAUUGAGCUUUUCCGAACGAUCGGAUAUCGAAAUUAUAUACAGAGUGUCAACACACAAACAUUCCACUCGCAGUUUUCACUUCCAUUUUGACGUGUUUGCUCCAUACUCCGCCUUUACACUUAGAUAUCUCGGUAUUUCUAUAUUUCAUCUGCAUUAUAAUAAUUAUUAUUAUAAGUUCUAUUAUCCAAUGCUUUUUCUAAUUCUCACAGUUUUUGUUGGUGCCCAGGCGGCCAAGAAACCAAUGUUCGACGUUCGACAAUUCAAUUUGGACGAGGUCGGUGCAUAUCGGACUGAUCAGAUUACACUGGAACCCGCUCCAAAACCUCCAUUUCUUAUCAAUGCCACCUCAGAAGCCAUUGAACAGUUUAUGGCAAUAUAUCGGACUCCUGGAAUUGCACAAAUUCGAAAAAUGACAGAAUUAGAUGUUCUAGUUGGAACUUUACGAACGGAAGUACAACAAUCCUAUAAUGCAUAUAAAGCAGAAUCAAUUCUCUUGAAAUUAGCUCAAGAUGAACGGUUACAGGAAAUUGCGGAAAAGACGCAUUACACAAUCGUCCACUUGCAAGCUCUGAAAGAUACAAAAAUGGGAACAAAUGAACGAAAAGCUCGAACUGAAAUGAUGUUCUCAGAGUUUAGUGAUUUUGUGGUAUCAGCUGUCAGUGAUGAAAUGAGCAAUAUAUUGGAUUUGGUGAUGAGGCAAAUGCUCCGAGCGAUAUUAUUUACGGAAAAGCUCACAGUUUAAUUGUUUCUUAAAGUGUAUUUAACGUAUUUUUGUUUAUGGUGCUAAAUUAUAGAUUGUAUUUUGAAUAUAUUGAUUUAAAGAUUAAAAUAAAAGUUAAUGUAUUUGUAAU
Molecule: messenger RNA, 929 nt
Organism: Caenorhabditis elegans
Lineage: Eukaryota; Metazoa; Nematoda; Chromadorea; Rhabditida; Rhabditidae
Gene: W01C9.1
Product: DUF148 domain-containing protein
Exons: 4
Coding region: 266-820 (184 amino acids)
Source: RefSeq, marked reviewed